AUGGCAAGGACCAAAGUCUCAGCAAAGAAAUCGACUGCCGGUAAGAGCGCCAGCAAAGGGGCGGGACCGAAGGCCGUGCCCAUCAAAACGCUUGGCACGAAGCGAAGACGUCCUCAAGAAGAAGAUGAGGAAAAAGGAGAAGAGGAGGAGAACGAAGUGAUGAGCGAAGACGAGCAGCGUGAGGAGGAACCAAAGAAGCUGGCAGCACCCGCCAGGCGCUGUGUGCAGAUCCUUCAAGAAGACCCCGAUGAAGCCGCCGAGGGUAGCUUGGACGAUGAAAUCGUGGAGAUAUGGGAGAACAAGAUGCAGCCCCACAUGACCCAAUCCCAGGUGAGCGGCCUAUCUGCGCCGUCGGCCGACAAUCAAGGCCUCGUCCGUUUGGCCAACAAGAUCCAGUCGGUGUCCGAACGCGAGCUGCUGGGGUAUAUCAACAAACGAACUGCGAUGGAGGGCGACUUGGUCCAGUUGCUGAGGGCCAUCUUUCAGGGCCUCCCCUCGUACACCGACAAAGGAAAGCAGAUUCGAGGGGCUGUUCUCCACCGCGUCAUGUGGCUCAUCAUCAAGGGCCGGCUUACGAACAAGAAGGCCGAGGAAGCCGUCAAUGCUCUACUACCCGAGAUGGAUGCGGUUGCAGACGAAGAUUUCAUUGAUCUAGCCGAAGUGAUUCUUUGGGGAGUCGAAAAGGCUCGAUCGGCCGAGGGGCGGUUUCUGGACUUCUUGCCGAAGACUCUCGCAGCGAUUGAGCGCUUGUCCGCAGUGGGAGUCGAUGAGCACACCAACAAGACUGGUCCGCAAUACAAGAGUCACCUCAUUGCUAGGUGCGAACACGUGCGCCGUUGGAAUCGACGGCCUUCAGGAACUAACGUUGGUGGUAUACUGGGUUAG
Messenger RNA from Acanthamoeba castellanii str. Neff, 885 nucleotides. RefSeq lists its product as uncharacterized. The record is from RefSeq and is a predicted model, not a curated record. Bases 1 to 885 code for a protein of 294 amino acids. The transcript is spliced from 8 exons. Lineage: Eukaryota; Discosea; Longamoebia; Acanthamoebidae.